Messenger RNA from Magnolia sinica, 2145 nucleotides. Its product is annotated as hexose carrier protein HEX6-like. The coding region runs from base 313 to 1857 and encodes 514 amino acids. Gene Ontology annotation, biological process: monosaccharide transmembrane transport. The record is from RefSeq and is a predicted model, not a curated record. The transcript is spliced from 3 exons. Gene Ontology annotation, molecular function: monosaccharide transmembrane transporter activity. NCBI's taxonomy places the organism in Eukaryota, Viridiplantae, Streptophyta, Magnoliopsida, Magnoliales, Magnoliaceae. Gene Ontology annotation, cellular component: membrane.
CUGUCAAAACGGAUGGACGGCCUGGACGUAAGUCACACGCAUCAAGGUGGGGCCCACAGUCAGUGAUCUAACAACCACGUGUCCAAAAAAGUGCUCUCUCCAUGUACCGAAUCUCGACGGCUCAUUGCAAAGUUGAAACUCAUCCUCAUUUUGGGUGUGUUUGGUUGCACCAAAUUGGACUGAUGAAUAUCAUGAAAUUUCAUACUUAAGCUAAUUUCAUGAUAUUUUUGUGCAACCAAACGCACUCCUAUAUACGGAAAGGAUUUAUUCAGUUUCGAUAAAGCUCUAUUUCAAGUGAGCCAAGGAGAAACCAUGGCGAUCGAAUUCGCCAUGAAAAGCGAAAGCAAAAAUACACGCUACAACGGAAGGAUGACUCCCUUCGUCGUAAUCUCAUGCGCCAUGGCAUCCAUGGGAGGACUCAUCUUCGGCUACGAUAUCGGAAUUUCAGGUGGGGUCACUUCAAUGGCGUCGUUCUUGAAGAAGUUCUUCCCUGAAGUCUACACAAAGAUGAAAGAAGACUCGAAAACCAGCAACUAUUGCAUAUUCGACAGCCAGCUUCUCACCUCAUUCACUUCGUCUCUAUACAUCGCCGGCCUCAUCACCACCUUCUUUUCUUCGCGGGUCACGCGUGCUUUCGGGCGCAAGCCUUCGAUAAUUGCUGGUGGGGCUGCUUUCCUCUCUGGGACAGCUCUCGGCGGCGCUGCCGUCAACAUCUACAUGCUUAUCUUUGGUCGGAUUUUGCUCGGAGUCGGUGUCGGAUUCGCAAACCAGUCAGUCCCACUAUAUCUAUCAGAAAUGGCCCCACCUUGGUACAGAGGAGCAAUCAACAAUGGCUUCCAGUUCUGUAUCGGAAUCGGAGUUCUCUCCGCAAACCUCAUUAACGUUGGCACCGAAAAGAUUAAAGCAGGCUGGGGCUGGCGCAUCUCUCUCGCCAUGGCUGCAGUUCCAGCUUUGAUGCUAACCCUUGGCGCCCUCUUCCUUCCCGAAACUCCCAACAGCCUCAUCCAGCGUGGCGACAACCACCAAAAGGCUGUGGAGAUGCUGAAGAGGAUCCGUGGCACCACAGACGUCCAAGCAGAGCUGGACGAUCUCAUCAAAGCCAGUGCAGUUUCGAAAACCAUCAACCAUCCAUUCCAAAAGAUCAUUCAGAAGAGGUACAGGCCUCAACUGGUAAUGGCAAUUGCAAUCCCGUUCUUCCAACAGGUAACCGGAAUCAACGUGAUUGCAUUCUACGCUCCUCUCCUAUUCCGCACGAUCGGUCUCGGGGAGAGUGCUUCACUCAUGUCAGCCGUGGUGACAGGACUCGUGGGCACCACCUCAACCUUCGUAUCAAUGAUGGUUGUGGAUAGAUUGGGCCGACGGCUUCUGUUUAUGAUCGGAGGAGUCCAGAUGUUCAUCUCCCAAAUGAUGAUUGGAGGAAUAAUAGCAGCUCAGCUUGGCGAUCACGGCGGGUUGAGCAAAGGCUAUUCCUAUCUUGUUUUGGUUUUGAUUUCCGUCUAUGUGGCUGGUUUUGGGUGGUCUUGGGGUCCACUGGGGGCCUUGGUCCCAAGCGAGAUCUUUCAAUUGGAGAUAAGAUCAGCUGGGCAGAGCAUUGCCCUGGGGGUUAGCUUACUGUUCACUUUCAUUAUUGCUCAGACAUUCCUAUCUAUGCUCUGCCACUUCAAGUCUGGUAUAUUCUUCUUUUUCGGAGGGUGGGUGGCAGUGAUGACCGUAUUCAUCUACCUGUUCUUGCCCGAGACUAAGAACAUGCCUAUCGAAAAGAUGGACCAGGUGUGGAGAGAGCACUGGUUUUGGAAGAGCAUUGUGGCGGACAGGAAUAAGCUGGAAGGAGAGGAUGGGAUGGGCUCAAGUUUGUGAGGCGCACCCUCCGUGUACACUCUGAAACAUGAAAUAAUGCAGCCUGUGAUUCUAAUGGCAGAAGGAUGCGUUUGGAUGCAUUAUUGGAUUCAAUUGCAACAACUGGAUCAAUGAAGAGGGAAUGGUCCAAGUGCAAUUGCUUUCGUCAGUAUUCAUAGCACUGUUCCAAAUUCCAAAUUGUUUUACUUUCAAGUAGGAUUUGAGCAUUAGACAACGAUGAUUUAGCCAUAUCCUCUCUAUUUAAAAGUACUGCAAUUCAGUCCAAUAAUGCAUUCAAACACAGCUCAA